Molecule: messenger RNA, 921 nt
Organism: Coffea arabica (coffee)
Lineage: Eukaryota; Viridiplantae; Streptophyta; Magnoliopsida; Gentianales; Rubiaceae
Source: RefSeq, a predicted model, not a curated record
AUGGGUUCUCCUAAUCUUUUGAUUACUUUCACAUGCAAUUCUAAUUGGCCAGAAAUCAGCAAGGGUAUAAGUUUGAUCCCUGAUCAGAAAGUUGUGGAUCGACCUGAUAUCGUUGCAUGUGUUUUUCACAUAAAAUUAGAUCAAUUGAUGAAUGAUUUAACACAUGGACAGCAUUUUGGCAAGGUGAUGGCAGAUGAUAAGUGCACUACACCAAGAGAUGUUGAUCGAAUCAUUUCAGCCAAAUUGCCAGAUAAGAAUACUAAUCCAAUAGCUUAUGAAGCAGUUUUACAAUUUAUGACACAUGGACCAUGUGGACCAGCUAAUACAAGGUCACCGUGUAUGGAAAAUGGAAAGUGCAGUAAACAUUAUCCCAAAUAUUUUCAGACCGAAACAAUAAUUGAUGAAAACGGUUUUCCAGUAUACAGGAGAAGGGACAAUGGACGAGAACGUAUUAAAGCUGGUGUGAAAAUUGAUAAUCGAUGGAUCGUUCCUCAUAAUGUUGAUUUGGUUGUCAAAUAUUGGGGACAUGUUUGUGUUGAAUUGUGCAAUCAGGGCAGGUCUAUAAAAUAUUUAUUCAAAUAUGUGAAUAAAGGAUAUGAUAGAGCCACUUUUGUCAUUGAGGAAAAUGAUGCAACUGAUGGACAGAGUGGAACACGAGUUGUUCGUGAAGUGGAUGAGAUAAAAAGAUAUCUAGAUUGCCGAUAUAUAUCAGCAUCAGAGGCUUGCUGGAGAAUUUUUGAUUUUGACAUCCAAUAUCGGAGCAUUGCCGUUCAAAGAUUAAAUUAUCAUCUUCCAAAUGAACAGCCAGUGCUAUUUAGUGAUAAUGAUCCUUUGGAUGAAGUAUUAAACAGAGCAGAAGAACAUAGUACAAUGUUCAUUGAAUGGAUGAAAACGAACUCCACAGAUACAUCUGCUCAAUAG